Molecule: messenger RNA, 1509 nt
Organism: Mesocestoides corti
Lineage: Eukaryota; Metazoa; Platyhelminthes; Cestoda; Cyclophyllidea; Mesocestoididae
Source: the annotation of a GenBank genome assembly
AUGGAAAUGUGCACAAAGCAGCAGCAGUCUCCACCAAAGCAACAGCUAGACGAUAAUCUGCAUUCCACGAUGACCGGUGACGAAGGCGACAACCUCAACCAACAAAUGCAUCACCAGGCUGGUUCAGUACUAAUGUCGGCAUUUCGCUGCCGGCUCCACCGCCACCGUAGCCUCCAUUCCAUUCUCCGACGUUUCCACACUGCAAUAACGGGUAUGCAAUUGCCAACGAUGUCAAAGCCAGUGCUUCCACCUGGUGUCGACACCCGCUGUGCAAAGAGAAACAUGACGGGCGCUUGGAAUGGUUGGGAGGUAAAUGCGGUGGAAUUUCGGAACACGAUGACAGCCGUUAUUGUCUCGCAUGACAUAUCUCUCCUUCAUUCUCUGAUUAUGCGCAGCGGGAGAGGAGGCAAGAGGUUCAGCGACAACGUAGCACCAAGUGCUGCCAUCCAAUUGGCAGUUGUCGCUGCCAGGAUGAGGCAGCUGAGGAAGGCGUUUACUACUUUAGUCGGCCUUCGAGUUUCCAUUACCUGGCAGAUUGAGAUCAUCUCUGACCCCAAGUUCUUCCCCGACGAACUCUCCGUCUCCGACCACACGCAAACCCGUGGCGAAAUUAAUAUCCCCAGCACUAAAUGUGGUGGUGCUGCUGCACUGGUAUUCCUUACCGAUACAGAGCAGCAGUCGCCAGCAAAACGACAGCUAGACCAGAAUCUGCAUUCCACGAUGACCGGUGACGAAGGCGACAACCUCAAUCAACAGAUUCAUCACCAGGCUGAUCCAGGCACCAAUGCUGGCCCUCCGCCGCCGUCACAGCCACCACAGGCUUCUUCCCCCUUUCCUUCGAAUACAACUCUGCCGGAACCUGCUCACCGAUUGUCAACGAUGUCAGAGGUAGUGCUUCCACCCGAUCUCAACCUAGAUAGACGGUUGGUAUUGCUGGAGCGGUGGAUCAAUAGCAUUUCACUAGACGCCCCAACAAAUGAAGAGACAUCGGUCACGGAAAUUGAAAUUCUCAUCAACCCCAAAGUACUCUCCAUCUCCUGCAUCGCGCCAACCCAGGGCUACUCCAAUCUCCCCAACACUAGCGUUGAUGGUGGUGGAAAUGGUAGAGCGGAAUACUACCGCCACGUGCAGCAGCAGCUCCAGUCGCAAGGAGGUUCCGCUAGUAGCGGUGGUGGUGAUGGUGGCGAUGAAGAUGCGGCAAACCGAGGCACCACGACGACUACCCUUAAUGGAAACCGUCUUUCGCCACAGCCUAAUCCUAGUGAUGCCAACCACCAAUCGCCUGCCUUUGCUGGGCCUACGACUCCUUCCUCCUCUUCGUCUGGAUCGAGUCAGAUAACCAGGAUGUUUAAGGACUACUUCUUGAGUGGAAAAUGCCCUAGCAUACGUGAGGUUCGUCGAAGGACGACCAACUCACAGUUGCUAGACGGUCGUACAGUGAAAUUCAUUUGGAAAAAGGUAAAGCAACUGCAAGCAAGCGGCCGUUGGAUCGAACAUAUUCUCCUGUGA